Messenger RNA from Peniophora sp. CBMAI 1063, 609 nucleotides. The record is from the annotation of a GenBank genome assembly. Lineage: Eukaryota; Fungi; Basidiomycota; Agaricomycetes; Russulales; Peniophoraceae.
AUGCAGGCAUCAACCCAACCGCUGGCCGGCGAGACUGGUCGUGAAGAGCGGUCGCCCCCUCCGCCGCCUAUCACUGGCAAACGCAGUCGCUCGAGCCCGCCCGCAACAUUUACUAUAUUGAAACCAGACUGUCAAGCCCAUGACCCGACUGUGACAUUCGACGCCAUGAGGCGAUUCCCCAAAGGGAAUGGAAAGUACUUGAAAGCCUCUCAUACUUGGUCAUGGGCACCGGACAGCGUGCUCAAGACGUCCAAGUUUCGCGGCCGUCCUCGUACUGUGACCCGGCUUGAUAGCAUGGCCGUCGAUGACAACAUCACCACGAAUGGGGCGGACAGCAGCGAGCUGAAGCCGAGUCUCUUCGACGGUGUAUUCGAGCAUUAUACUCAACCUCUCGGAAUCCCGUCUGAUAAGUGCGAGUUUCUAGCUCGCGGGUUCUGGAUCAACUACGUGGACUCGACAAACUCUGGCACAGGCGACAUGGCCGCAGCUUAUGCGGCGUUGCAGACCUCUUAUCUUGAACUACCUGGCGCAAACGUUGCAGAUAUGGGUUACUUAGAACGCUUAUGGUACGCUAAGUACCAUGCCUCUCUGCUUGACGCCAUCAGUUAA